AUGUUUACAGUUACAAGUUGGUUGUUUGUGUUGAGACAGGGAGAUGGUGCGAGCCGGUCGCGCAGACGAGCGCUGGCGCGGCGCGCGGCGCUGGCGCGGCUACGGCCCGGCUCGCCGCCGCCCGCGCCCGCGCGCCGCCACCUGCCCGUGCAGACCGACCACUACCUGCAGGAGCUAUUUGAUAAAGGCGUUGAGAUGGAGGUGGGCGUCCAGACGGAUCUGUUCCUGGACCGGCCUGCGAGUCCCAUUUACGUGCCUGCGAAAACGGGUGCCGACGCGUACACGCAGAUAUAUCCGGGAGAUCUAUUUGACUUCGACGUAGAGGUGCAGCCAAUCCUGGAAGUGCUGGUGGGUAAGACGACGGAGCAGGCGCUCGCAGAAGUGGCGCAGGAAGAGGAGCUGGAGACGCUGCGUGAGCAGCAGCGCCGCUACGUUGAACUUCGUGACGCCGAGCGCGCGGAACGGCAGCGACUCGCUGCACAGCACGUGCGCUUGCACGACGAGAAGGUAUUUGUUUCAAAACAUAAUUAA
Molecule: messenger RNA, 531 nt
Organism: Parnassius apollo (apollo)
Lineage: Eukaryota; Metazoa; Arthropoda; Insecta; Lepidoptera; Papilionidae
Source: the annotation of a GenBank genome assembly